AUGGCAAACCGUGCACAUCCGGAAAAAGUCCUGCAUAGCGGCGUGGAUUACAAAUCCAUGUUUGAUCCAAAAGUCUUUCUAGACGAUUACCAUGGACCAGGGGAACCCCAGUCAACGGUUACAAAGGAUGUCCUUCACAGUUUGUUCAACACUGGGGACAUUAACGGAGAUCGUCUGCUAGACUUGGGCAGCGGGCCUGUCAUUAGCAAUCAUAUCAGUGCCGCCAAGUGGUUUAACGAGUUGAUUUUCAGCGACUACGCACCUGGCAACAGAGACGCGUUGAGAAAAUGGAAGAAUAACGACGUGGAUGCAUUUGACUGGGACCCGGCUUUUAAAUAUGUGGCAGCUCUAGAGGGUGAUGUGUAUGUAUCGUAA
Molecule: messenger RNA, 375 nt
Organism: Lingula anatina
Lineage: Eukaryota; Metazoa; Brachiopoda; Lingulata; Lingulida; Lingulidae
Product: indolethylamine N-methyltransferase-like
Source: RefSeq, a predicted model, not a curated record